Anas platyrhynchos (mallard) is the source of this 3352-nucleotide messenger RNA. It is a transcript of the gene VPS36, whose product is annotated as vacuolar protein sorting 36 homolog. The record is from RefSeq and is a predicted model, not a curated record. Gene Ontology annotation, biological process: protein transport to vacuole involved in ubiquitin-dependent protein catabolic process via the multivesicular body sorting pathway. Gene Ontology annotation, cellular component: late endosome membrane; ESCRT II complex. NCBI's taxonomy places the organism in Eukaryota, Metazoa, Chordata, Aves, Anseriformes, Anatidae. Gene Ontology annotation, molecular function: ubiquitin binding; phosphatidylinositol-3-phosphate binding.
UCAGGGCGCCGUUAGGGGGUGCUAUGUGAAGGGCGGCCCCGCUCGCUCGGUUCUCCGCUUGGGCUGAUCCCCGGCAGGCUCCCCUCGGGAGGGGAAGGGAGUUUUGGCCGCCAUGGAUCGGUUCUGCUGGAGCAGCGAGCUGCUGGAGCUGGGGGAGACGCUGGUGGUGCAGCAGCGCGGCGUGCGCCUCUACGACGGGGAGGAGAAGGUGAAAUUUGAGAGUGGAGUAUUACUGCUUAGUACACACAGACUGCUUUGGAGGGAUCAGAAGAACCAUGAAUGCUGCAUUGCUAUACCUCUGUCUCAGGUCGUCUUUAUUGAAGAGCAAGCAGCUGGGAUAGGAAAAAGUGCCAAAAUAGUAGUUCAUCUUCAUCCUGCUUCCUCAAACAAAGAGCCUGGUCCGUUCCAAAGCAGCAAAUAUUCCUACAUCAAACUUUCUUUCAAAGAACAUGGGCAGAUCGAGUUCUAUAGACGAUUCUCAGAAGAAAUCACCCAAAGGAGAUGGGAGAACAUACCUACUGGUCAGACCUUUCAGGUUGCCAAGGGUCCACAGGCAGGAAGAACAAGGGCUAUAGGAAUUGUAGGGAUCGAAAGGAAAUUAGAAGAAAAAAGAAAAGAGACUGACAAAAACAUUUCCGAGGCUUUUGAGGACCUUAGUAAACUAAUGGAGAAGGCUAAGGAAAUGGUGGAGUUAUCCAAGUCAAUAGCUAAUAAGAUUAAAGAAAAGCAAGGUGACAUCACCGAGGAUGAGACCAUUAGGUUCAAAUCAUACCUGCUGAGUAUGGGUAUAGCUAAUCCAGUCACUAGGGAAACGCAUGGAUCUGGUACCCAUUACCACAUGCAACUGGCGAAACAACUAGCUGGAAUGCUGCAGACACCAUUAGAGGAGAGAGGAGGAAUCAUGUCACUCACGGAAGUGUACUGUCUGGUAAAUCGUGCACGAGGAUUAGAGUUGCUCUCACCUGAAGAUUUAGUAAAUGCUUGUAAGAUGCUGGAGUCCCUGAAAUUACCACUAAGGCUUCGGAUAUUUGACAGUGGUGUGAUGGUGCUUGAGCUCCAGUCUCACAACGAAGAGGAAAUGGUAGCUUCUGCUUUAGAGACAGUAUCCGAAAAAGGUUCUCUCACAGCUGAUGAGUUUGCAAAGCUGGUGGGGAUGUCCGUUCUCUUAGCCAAAGAAAGGCUGCUUCUCGCUGAAAAGAUGGGCCAUCUCUGCAGGGAUGAUUCAGUGGAAGGCUUGAGAUUCUACCCAAAUUUAUUUCUAACACAAAGCUAAUGUAGUUUGUGUACAGCUGCUAUGUCUCAGUUGAACAUGAGAGCAGAGGGCAAAACCCUUGCCACAACUGACUUCAAAAAAAUUUUUACUUUUUGUCAACUGCAACAGUGAUGAACAUUGCAAUGCUUUACAGUUCUCAGGUAUUUCAAGUGCUGAACGAAUCAUCUUAUGCGGAACCAAAAGGAAAUAGGAAUCACUAGGUCAGAAACAUUGUAAUUGUCUCAAGCUGGCUAGCUUGUGUUUCAAGUCUUAUUUGAUGUGUUCUGUAACUUCUCAUUUCAAGAAAAAUGAGAUGAGGAUUCCACGCAAGUGAAAGUGGAGAGAAUACCCCUGUAGCCUGCCUUGAGCGUCGGCACCCAGAACAUAGGUUAUUGCCUACUCCGAUUUCAGUUUAUUUAUGUCUAGAGCAGCAAAGCAGACAGAUGCAUCCGUAGUGAUAAGAAUAGUGACUUUGGUGUGCACCGAGGUAUAAGGAACAAAACGGUGUAGCGUAACCCCUGCUCCCUGAAGUGAUGAAGUAUUCUGAGAGGACCUUGGGAUUCUUUACGCUUUGAGAAAAAAAGAACCUGCUGCAGCAGAGAUUAACAGAUGUUAUGUGAAUCUAGAAAACAUUGUGCGUUUUGUCAUGUCUUACUCUAGUAUCUCAGAUAGAAGCAUUGUUAGUGCAGACUUCCUCCCUUCUCUUUCUUUGCCGUCUCCCUUCCUGUCUCAUUGUGCUGCACUUUGGGUGCACUUUCUCUGUCCUCUCUCUAUGUCAUGUCAUGUAGUAGCCUCCUGUCACUUUACCAGACUCAGCUGGUAAAGCUUUAAUGUGCUUGGAUUUGUCUUGUACUUUAAUGAAAGAUCAGGCUUCAUCAGCCUGUUACUGUUUUGGGGAGACGGUUCUUUUUGUUUGUGCCUCGUAUGCCAAAAUUAAUGCCCUUUCAAUACUGAAGGGAAGAGGAAGACUAUCGCCCCAUGUUUAGUAGUCACGAGUUAUCUUUUUGUGUGGUACUCCUCACCCUGUGUUCAGACUGAAUGCAGUUUGAUGGCCUCAGCUUUCAUAACUCCAGUGGAGUUGUUCUAUUACUUGAAAAUCUGUCAUGGUAAUAAUGGUCAGCAGAUGUUUAUGAUCCAUACCAGUUAAAUUUUCAGCUUUUUAAAUGACCAGUUUUACUAAAUGACAAAAUUAAUUAAAAUAUGGUCAAGGACAACAUACAUGCAACAGCAUUGUGGCUGUAAAGCCAAAUCAGCAUUACAAAAAAAGGUGAGAAAGGUGUGUGUUUGUUUAGCGGCCUGAAAAUGUUGUCAGAGCUGUUUGUUACCGUAGCUCAAACAGGGUUAAGAACCUGGGAAUAAUGGGUUCAGCGUGGAGAUCCCUACAGUGCUGAUGCUUUUGAUCUGUCCAAUGUGCAUUUAGAUCUAGAGAAUUGUAUCCUCUUAUUUUUGUCACUAGCAAACUUUUAUGCAGUGCUUUCUUUAGGGUGGUUUUCCUCUGUUUAAUGAAAGUGGCUAGAACUAAUGAAUUCUGCACAGCUGGAAGAACUAUUCCACACCAUUCUUGCUGUGUUAACCAUCUAGUAUCAUCUGUCCAGGAGCCGUAUGGCCCACUGCUUUCCUUCAUCCUCCCCACAACCCACAGAAGAGGUCUACGCGAGGCACUUCAGGCAGCAUCUGUCUAAGAAAGGACUGGAAAUCGAGAAAUGUCGAAGCAAAAAGCUGGUUCAUGAGAGCUGUUUCUCUUGCAUGAUGCCCAAACCUGCCAAGGGGAGAGCAGUGGUUUGUGGGCCUGAGCCUCUCCCCACAAGGGGGCAUGUCUUCUGCCAGCAAGCACAAAGACAGAAAGGAAAUGCCAACUGUAAACUUCCAGACUCUGUUGCUCCAACACAGAGCAUUUCAGUAUCUUAAUUAAGCAAUAACAAUAUGAUGUAUUACGAAUGAUGGUACUUUCUUGAGCGUUUUCUUCCCAAGAUUUUCCUUGAUGUUUUUUUUCUUCCUGUAGGGAAGAAAUCUAGAAGCCAGAUCGUAGAGCUGGUUUAAAAUUUAAAUGUAAAGAGGAAAUGACUGCCAGAAAGUAAUAAAAAAUUAAAAGAUUUUUCU